CCUCCCCCUUUGCUUUUCUCUCACAGUUCCAAGUAGCCUCUGUCUCGACCCAUCUUCGGAUGUUGCAUCGUUUCACGCGAACGGCUGUUUUUUUUUACUCAGGCAGCCUGCGGGCGUAAGUCCUGCUUUAUCUUCAAUUUCCCCGUGCCCACGGGUCAAAAGUGCGGCCGAGGUCCCUCAUGAAUUUGGGGAAUGCUUUGCAUAACAGCCUAAUUUCUACAGAGAAUUGUGCGUAGCCCAUGAUAGCAGUAGCAAUGUGUGCAAGGAAAGCUAUAAAAGUAUUCAUCCUUUUGGAGAAAUCUGAAAAGAAGGUUCUUUUCUCUCCCUCUCAUUUUCAUUACAAACGAAAACCAAGCAACAUGAGCACCAAUACGCGAUCACCGGUACCUGUAGCAAGCACGAGUACUGAUACAGUGCAAUCUCACCAAUCAUCAGCAAUGGGAACAGGUGCAAGUGGGUUUGGCUAUCAAGACGCAAACACUGGUACAAACGAAUAUAUUUCGAAGAAAGCUGAGCUGGCAAAGCUAAGUGAAGACGAGAUACGGAUUGUACAGCUUUUUCGACCUGGUGCCAUCCGCGAUCCGAGCUAUCGACGGGUAGCGUUAUCAGCCAUCGAAUACAUGAAGGACGUUAAAGAGCAAAUGAUUGACGAGAUCAGACACCAGCCAGACUAUGCUAUGGAGCCUCCCGAUACGGAUGCAGAACAGCUCAACAGCGUACAUUAUUAUAUGGAUGGAAAGCGACAAAAAGUACCACGCAGAAAAAUCGACCAAGCAUUCCUAUUCCGCGCCAGCCCAGAUUCAGUGGUAGCAUCACCCAUUACGGGAGACGAUUCCACUGGCACAAGCCCAUCUGACUCUACCGGCAACCCUCACCGUCACUUUAAUAGCGACCACGCUAUCUCUGACUAUGACGAGUUAAUUCGUAUUGCAAGCGACCCUGCGCGGCAUCGCAGAGCGACAGUCAACAAAUUAAAGGCCCUCGGUUUGGAACCCUUGUUUCAACGAUUACGGCGCAUAGAGAGUAAACCGUCAGUGUUUACGGAGCUGCAGGAUGUCAUGAAGUUUAUACGUGGAUUGGAGCCACCAGCACCUCCAAGACGAUCGACCACGAGUGUAACACAAACAUCUUCACCACCUACCUCAAUGGUUGAAACACACUUCUCAAUAUCAAUGCGACGGCGGAUCCUAGAAGAGAGCAAUAUCAGCGCCAACGAGCUUUCAGAUCAACAUCGUCAACAGUGGAGUAUAUGGGAACGUAAUCUGAUUUGGUUUGUCCAUACCGCCAACACACUUGUGGGCACGUUUCACGGCCACUUGCCCUACCAUUGGUUGAAUCCAGAUUAUCUCAACAGGGAAUGGAGGGACGGCCCUGAGGUCAAAAAGCUUCCUCGGAUACCCACUUUAGAAGAAUUCGACCGAUCCCGCUAUUCAAUUAGUGCGUUUCCUCGUAUCAAAUACGGCAUCAAGGUCAUCGGUAAAGAAGUAUCUCUGCAGGUGCUGUCACUUACGGAUUUCCGCUAUCGUAUCGAAGACAUGAACCAGGCGGAAAAUCAUGUUAUGUGGAACUAUUAUCGGGAUAGCAUCCUUAAACUGUCCAAGCUUAUUCCCAACAAGCGAUCAUUUGAUGUUGCCAUUGACGUAGGAAUGAUCCCUGAAGAUAUGAAGAGCAUGGUGGACUUUACAUGGUGGACCACCAACGUGAUCAAGUUUGGAAGGGAUGUUGAGCGAAGCAUAAAAGUGUUCGACUCUAAUAAUAGCGGCAUUAGCGUUGGCAAUAGCAGUGGAGCAGGAGGAGCAGGGAUUGUCAUUGGCAAAGACACAUAUGACUUGUUCGACGACCUUCACAAGGAAUAUUACAGUUUUGUCAAAACAGUGCGACGGGAUACGGGCGAGCAACUCAAGUACAAUCCGGUACAAUUUAUUCUCAAUAUAAUCAUGGCUAUCUUGACGCUCGCAGGUGUCGUUUUUGCAAUUACUGGAAUCAUUCAAGUGCUUCAAGGAUUUUGUGCUUUCGGAGAUCAAUACUGCUAAUUUAUAUCGUACAUACACUGUAUACUGCUGUUCACCUUUUCUUAUUCU
Zychaea mexicana is the source of this 2081-nucleotide messenger RNA. RefSeq lists its product as uncharacterized. The transcript is spliced from 4 exons. The record is from RefSeq and is a predicted model, not a curated record. Lineage: Eukaryota; Fungi; Mucoromycota; Mucoromycetes; Mucorales; Lichtheimiaceae. The coding region runs from base 240 to 2033 and encodes 597 amino acids.